Molecule: messenger RNA, 2116 nt
Organism: Amphiprion ocellaris (clown anemonefish)
Lineage: Eukaryota; Metazoa; Chordata; Actinopteri; Pomacentridae
Product: interaptin-like
Exons: 2
Coding region: 123-1577 (484 amino acids)
Source: RefSeq, a predicted model, not a curated record
AAUUCACGAGACCGAACGACCAACUGUAGACAAAGAACCUUGUUUGAGACAGAAACUCAACCUGCUGAGUAAUAUUUUUGUGGAAUUUAUUUUAUUGGCAUCACCUUUGCUUUGACGGUAAAAUGCCAGGAAAGAAGAAGAAAAACACCUCUCGUCGUGGACAAAACGACAAAAGUUGCGCCUCUGACCAGGACAAAAGUAGCAAGCUGGAAGAUCUUCUGGAGAACCCAAUAGAAGAUUUGCUGGAGGCCAAUGAACAGCCCGACCAGCCGUUGGACGAGGCCCCAGAACCAGCAAACCAAAACACUCCCAAGAUGGGGGAAGUGAAAAAGCUACAUGAACUGGAGCAGAAGUGCAAAAACCUCCAGGCAGAGAAAGUCCUUCUGACAAAGGACAAGAAACAACUGCAGGAGAAAGUCAGAGAUCUCCAGCUUGAAAAUCAAGAGCUGGAGAUGAAAAAGGAAUUGGUUGAAGAGGAAUUUUUGGCUCUGCAGGACCAAGAAAGAACUCGCAAGGACGAGACGAAAGAGACACAGAAAAUGAUAAAGGAGCUGCAGGAAGCUAAAAAGACGCUCCAGGAGCAAAAUAAAAUGCUGGAAAAACAGCUGGAGGAAGUGUCGAGAAAGCCAGACAAAUCUGACAACAAUAGGUCUGGAAGGUUCGACAUGCAGGCCGAGAUAGUAACUCUGACCAGCGAAAAAAAGGAGCUCAAGGCCUCCAACAAAGCCCUUGAAAAGCACAACAAGGACCUGACCAAGCAAACAGAGAGGAUGGCCGAGGAGAUAAAGGUCCUUCAGGAGAAAAACAAGGAGAUAAAAACCAAGGCUAAAGAGACCUUAAUGAAACUGAAGGAUAAAUAUAAAGCUGAGAAAGAAGAGUUGGAGGUCAAAAGUAAAGACUUCCAAGAUCAAAAUCUACAGCUGGAAAGAGAAAACAAAGACCUCCACGAAAAAAAUCAGGAAUUUGAGGGAACCACCAAAACCCUCAGAGAUGAGAUCAACAACCUGGACAGAAAAAGUGAAACUCUCCAGAGAGAAAAACUGGAUCUGGAGAUUAAAAAUGAAAAUCUCCAGACAGAAAAACUGGAUCUGGAGAUUAAAAAUGAAAAUCUCCAGAAAGAAAGUAAAAAUGAAAAUCUCCAGACAGAAAAACUGGAUCUGGAGAUUAAAAAUGAAAAUCUCCAGAAAGAAAAACUGGAUCUGGAGAUUAAAAAUGAAAAUCUCCAGACAGAAAAACUGGAUCUGGAGAGUAAAAAUGAAAAUCUCCAGACAGAAAAACUGGAUCUGGAAGCUAAAAAUGAUGAUCUCCAGUUGGUAAACAAAGCUCUGGAGCAGGACAAGUCGUCAAUCCAGGAGGUAGUAAAAGUCCUGACAGAACAGAGCAAAAAAUUUGAAGAAGAAAACAAAACCCUGCAGAAAAACAAUGAAGAGCUGCAGGAGCGCCUCGCUAAGAAGCAGCAGAAGAAGAGAUUCUUCUGCUGCUUCAAGAGCGCAGAGCAGAGAGAGGAGGAGAAAAUGGUCAAAAAAGAAAAGAAAGAGAAGAGGAAGAAGUCGGGUUGCUGGAGCUGGAUGUUCUAAACUUCCUUUCUCCAACUUCCUACCAACUUCCUACCAUCUUUCUCCCAUUUUCCCCCUUUCUCACCCCUUUCUCACCCCUCUGUCCUCCCUCUAUCCUCCUUCUUUCCUCCCUCUGACCUCCCUCUAUCCUCCUUCUUUCCUCCCUCUGUCCUCCCUCUAUCCUAAGGGCAGCACAGUGGCUCAGCGUUCAGCGCUGCAGCCUCACAGAAACACUUCUUCAUGUUUCUGUGGGGAGUUGUGUGUUUUCUCCCCGUGCUUGCGUGGGUUUUCCCCGGGACGCUCCGGUUUCCUCCCACAACACAAAAAAACACAAAUUAGGCUAAUUGGAUUCUCUAAAUUGUCCUCUAAUUCCAAAAAAAAAAAAAAAAAAAAAAAAGGAGAGGACGACCAAAUUUAAAAGAUACAAAAUACAUCCAAAUUGAUCAAAUAAACUAAACUAAAAUAUAUAUUUCUGCAUGUGUCUGCCUCUAUGGUUAAAUAGAACCAUGUUGCUGUUGUACAAACCGGAGGUUCUGAAUCAAACAGGACUGAAAGUUUCA